AUGUCGUGCUUGCAGAGCAGUCUGGACUUCGCGAAGAAGCAGCUGGCUGCGUUCUGCGUCUUGACCGGCGUGGAAAGAGACGAGGUCUACGACAGGGGGCUGGAGGAACUGAGGCAUUCCCUUCUGAUUCUUCAUUCCUGGGUGUCACGCGCGGAUGCUGCUGCUAUGCUUCCUUUGAUAGAUCUUUUGACUAGUCUUCAUUGUGGCAGCUUGGAAGAAGAAGAAGAAGUUCGCGCCGGAGGUAGCCCAUGCACUGUUCUCUGCCACCGGGUGUGUCACGUCAUUGGGCGCGGCGGCCUUCGAGACGUUAUUUAA
Molecule: messenger RNA, 315 nt
Organism: Symbiodinium sp. CCMP2592
Lineage: Eukaryota; Dinophyceae; Suessiales; Symbiodiniaceae
Source: the annotation of a GenBank genome assembly